Molecule: messenger RNA, 910 nt
Organism: Helianthus annuus (common sunflower)
Lineage: Eukaryota; Viridiplantae; Streptophyta; Magnoliopsida; Asterales; Asteraceae
Exons: 5
Coding region: 94-786 (230 amino acids)
Cellular component (GO): endoplasmic reticulum membrane; dehydrodolichyl diphosphate synthase complex
Molecular function (GO): ditrans,polycis-polyprenyl diphosphate synthase [(2E,6E)-farnesyl diphosphate specific] activity
Source: RefSeq, a predicted model, not a curated record
CAUAACUUUUUUCGCAGGAUCUCACAAGUAUUAUCUUUUCAAAGAUAAUUUUUAUUAAUCAUCUCCAUUAAUUUUAUUAAUGCACCUUUUGUUAUGCAGAGUAGCAACAUUGCGCUCUUCUUGCUCUGGCAUAUAAUUCACUUAAUAAUCAAUGUUUUAUACAUUGUCCGCGAGAUCUUUCGUACAAUUGAAAGCUACCUUAUAACAAACAGAUAUGUGAAAACGUACACAAAUCUUAAUUUAGAUCGGGUCAAAUAUCUUGGAAUUGUUAUCGACAGUGAUGAAGCCCGUAACACAUCACAAGUGGUUGAACUUUUAGAGUGGCUUUCAGCUAUAGGCUUGAAGAAGAUCUGCCUUUAUGACCGAGAAGGCGUGUUGAAGAAGUCAAAGGCGGACUUCAUGGAGAGAUUUGGUCCACUUCUCGGGAAAAAAUGGAUGGAUUUUGAAUUUGUUUCAAUCAGCGAUGGAAAAGAAGCGGUUGCUAAAGCAGCUAACGUACUCUUCAAAAAGUAUUAUGUGGAUGAAGAAGAUUCAGAAAAACCAUUCUUUACUGAAACUCACUUAACUGAGGCACUAAAGACCCUCGGUGCCGUAGAGGCAGAUCCCGAUCUUUUAUUAAUUUAUGGGCCAGUGAGUUGCUUGCCACCUUGGUUUUCCAGCAUGGUGAAUUCUUUACACAGAGAUGGCGCACAUGGGACCAUUAAAGUACAAGAAAUUUGGUUUGAUUAUGAAAGCUAUUCACAGAUUCACUAUGGUGAAGCAAAACUAUGGUUCAUAAGAUUCUAGCUUCAGGCAUCAUUUCUUUCACUUUCAAUCUCUUCUUGUGAUUGUAAUGUUGAUGGUUGCAUAUCCUCCCUAUCUAGUCUUUCGUUCUUGACAUCUGGUUCGGCAUUACCAUUGGUUGCAUGAU